UUUUAUGAUCGAAUUCCAAUGCCACUUACGCCAUCUAGUGUUCGCCGGUGGUAAUGUGUCUGUGGGAGGAGACUAAAACCUGCGUGUCGGAUCCACUAAAAAAAUAAUGCGUCAUGGCCUGGGUUCGGAGUUUAGAGGCUUAGCUGGGUGCUGGUGUGGAGCAGACGCCGCUGGUGACCAAUUGACCCCUCAAACCCACAAGGAGACACGAAUAAAGCAGAAGACCAGAGCGCGAGGGCCUGCAGCCGGAGGGCAGUUCAAGAUGGAUGAGAAACAUUGUUGUGUGACGCUGUCAGUCCAGCCCUCCAGAGGACUUGUGGAUGAGAAAUUUGUUAUACUGGUCCAGAACAGCUUUCCCAGUUCCCUGUUGACCAUCUACGCCCACCAUCAGUGUGAAGACGGCUACAGCUGGCAUGCAUUCGCCCACUACACUUCUGAUGCCACUGGUGCUGUGAACGUUUCGGAAGAUUGCAGUACAGGUGGGACUUACUCGGGUGUUGAAGCUAUGGGUUUACUAUGGAGCCUCAAGCCAGUUCCAGGCAGCAAACCAGGACUCAGGAUGAGGAAGAAGAAUGUCCAGGCCCCCAUGGUGGUCACCAUAUCUGUCUACAGUGGUCACCUGACAGAGGGCUUUGGGGAUCAGGUCCCGCUGGCCGGUGUAGAAGUGGAGCGGUGGUACAUGGCUCCUGGUGUCCAGAGGAUCCCAGUCACAGAGGAUGGACUCACUGCAACCCUCUUCCUGCCUUCAGGACCUGGACCUUUUCCUGGUCUCCUGGACCUGUGGGGCGGUGGAGGUCAGUUGGUGGAAUAUCGUGCAGCUUUGCUGGCCUCGCAUGGCAUUGCCUCAAUGGCAAUUGACUACCUGACAUGUAAAUACACCAUGGAAACAGGAAAGAUUGUGGAGCAGGACUACUUUGAGAUGGCUUACAAAUUCCUCCAGAAGCACCCGAAGGUCCUCGGCAGUAGAAUCGCCAUGUUGGGUCUCUCCCUGGGCACCAGUGUCAUCCUGAAAAUGGCUGUGCAUUCUCAAAUUAUGAAGCUCAGCUGUGCCGCGUGUGUUAGUGGGAGUCAUGUGCAGCCAGUGGAUGGAUUCUUGAAGGAGGUGCUGGAUUACUUCGGCAAAAACAGUGGGAAUGCUCGCUUUACCGAAGAUAAUGAGGUGAUCUGGCGAGAUCUCCUGCUGCCCAUCCCCACUGACCUCUCCCUCAAAGUGGAUGUGGGAAAACUCCAGUGUCCACUGAUGCUGAUUGUUGGUGAGGAUGAUCAGAACUGGUGCGCCUAUGAGUCUGCAAUGGAUAUGAAGGGGAUGAUGGAACGAGCAGGGAACAACCAUCUACUGACUCUCUUGUCGUACCCAAACGCAGGUCACUUGAUCGAACCACCAUACAUGACUCAUGCCAGAGUGAGUCACUUCAGAGAUGUGCAGUCACAACAGAAAAUGAUGGUUCUGUGGGGAGGACAGACCCUGGAACAUUCUCGGGCUCAGGAGGACGCCUGGAGGAAACUGUUGGUCUUUCUGAGGAAGAAUCUGUACAGCGGAGCGAAGAGUGGAUCUUUGUCGCUUUCCAACCUUUAACUAAUGACCAGCGGUUGUUGAAUUGAACAGCUGAACCACAUAACUUCUUCUCUGGCAGACAAGGAGAUUGCUUUAGGAGCUAAAUGGAGGCUCAAGUGAAAAAGCUUUUGAUUGUUGAUUAUGAAUGUACUGUUUUAUACAACUUGGACCCAUUGGUCAACAAAAAUUAGUUACAUAAAACAUACUGUAAAAUAAGGGUUUUAAUAAAAAUAAAGAACAAAUCAAGCUCCAGCAGGGCGAGCUCAAAUCGUGGCAGUGACAGCUGCCGCAACCUGCCACAGCUUCUGUGUGGCAUACUGAAUGGCCUUAUUUUGAACCAAAAAAAAAAGCUAAAACGUCAACACAUCCAUCCAUCACUGAUUCAGCGACAUAUACCGCAGCUUCUGUGUCAGAUUGAAUAUGAAUGAUUUUAUUUAGGAAAAAAAAAACGAACGGUGGAUCUGGCACAUCCUGC
This is a messenger RNA of Xiphophorus hellerii (green swordtail), 2030 nucleotides long. Its product is annotated as peroxisomal succinyl-coenzyme A thioesterase-like. Gene Ontology annotation, molecular function: fatty acyl-CoA hydrolase activity. Bases 107 to 1576 code for a protein of 489 amino acids. Gene Ontology annotation, biological process: fatty acid metabolic process; acyl-CoA metabolic process. NCBI's taxonomy places the organism in Eukaryota, Metazoa, Chordata, Actinopteri, Cyprinodontiformes, Poeciliidae. The transcript is spliced from 11 exons. The record is from RefSeq and is a predicted model, not a curated record.